AUGGCCAACAGUUCUGGUGUGCAGCAGACACCCGUCGGGACCCUGUCACCACCUGAUUCCUCGUCAUCUGCAUCUCAGUCGCCGAUUUCCCCGACGCAUGGAGUCCGGAUUCCUCUCGCAGUCGCCGACGUGCCCGAUGCUGGCCUGGCUAACAGGAGCCCGGAGGACCCAGUCAAGGCCUCCGAGCUGAAGGACGACAGCGAUGGACGCUCGCGGGAAUCCGCUGUUCCUGCGGCAUGCUUGGCUUGCCGGAGCAAGCAUCUCAAGUGCGAUGGGCAGACCCCGUGCUCUCGAUGCGUCGGCUCCAACUUCGAGUGCAUCUACGUAGCAUCUCGACGCGGCUACAAGGGACCCCGUCGAGGACCAGCACACAACCCAAACAAACGCCAUGCCACAUCUCCUCCCGACACGGAUUCCAUCAGCAUUGCCGCGUCGGACUGCCCCAUGCUGCUCGGCGCCGGUGUCUCCAGCGCCAUGCCGGUGCCGCUGCCCUCGACCCCGAUGGCCAUGCAGAGUUUCAGCCCCAACGGCCUGCUCGCCGAUGCUCCGGCGACGCCUUUCCAAACCACCCCUGCCGUCACGCAGGCACAGCUGUAUCGGUCGUAUUGCAGCAUCAACGGCAUUGAGCCCGCCAACAUGACCCUCCAGGAGAGGUGCAUCGACUCCUUCUACCGUUACUUUCAUGGUUCACACCCCUUUGUGCUCCCCAAGGAGCACCUGCUUCGCUAUGCCAGUGAAAACUCCAUCGACCCACUCAUGGCCGUGAUCCGAUGGGUUGGAUCGCUUUUCAUCGAUGUGGGCAAAUCACGGCUGAGUCUGUACGAUGACGCCAUGCGUCUUCUCGACGACCUGACCCAACCUCAGGACGGCUUCAAGGUUCAGGCGAUGAUGCUGUCCAUCGUGGCGCUAGAUGGCUGCUGCCAAAAUGAAAAGGCGGCCCAGCUACUCGGCCGAACUGAGACGCUGGCUCUUUCGAUUGGCCUCAACAAGGCGCACUUUGCUACUCUAAACGGAAGAAGCAACCCAGUGCUAGAGGAGAGCUGGCGGCGAACAUGGUGGGAUCUGUUCAUCAUUGACGGCAUGGUUGCCGGUGUCCACAGGAUGACCAACUUUUUGCUUUAUGAUGUGCCGGCCGAAGUCAGCCUCCCUUGUGAGGAGCACCAGUAUUUGUCUGGGCACAUACCCCAACCCAUGAGCUUGGAAGAUUUAGAAGACCGAGAGUUUUCCGGUGAUGAGCGCCGCUUCUCCUCCUUUUCAUACCGAAUUCUCUGUGGCCGAAACCUAGGUAGAUUCAUGAGAACUCCUCCCAUUUACGGGCCAGAUGACGAGAACCUGGAGCGGAUCGAGAAUCUCCUUACCAACUGGCGACUUCACUUGCCCGAGGACAAGAGGGACUCACUUACGGCUGAUGGUAAGCUUGAUGAGAUGAUGUUCCAGGCACACAUGAUGAUGUACGCCACGUCCAUCCUUCUUCACCAGCCUCAUUCGCAGCUCGACUCUUCACCCUCCGAGAAAAUCACCUCUUGCGCACCAUACCAACUAGUCCCGGCGGGAGACCUUUUCAACAAGCACACGAAGCAUACGAUAACAUCAGCCAACGGAAUCAGCAAACUAAUUACACACCGAGUGCCGUUGCUGUCCCACACCCACUUCUUCACCUGCGUCAUUACCCUUUCUUCCAUUGUGCAUCUCAACAAGUGGGCACUCUUCUUCAUUCAACACGAUGAUGAUGACCUAAGGCAGCAGAUUCGCCUUAACAUCGGUGCCCUCAAUGAGCUGUCUGCCGUGUGGGGCGCCGCAGAGAGAGCACGAGGACAGGUAAAGGGUGUAGCGCAGGAGAUUUACCACAUUAAGAAGGAGCAGCAAAAGAAUCCGCAGUACUGGCUUGGAUUCACCCAGGAAGACGUCAUGAACAGCAUUGCCGCCGACGAAUCCAUCAUCAGCAACUUCGAUAGCAUGCCACCGGCCCAUCUACUAGGAUAA
Molecule: messenger RNA, 1983 nt
Organism: Trichoderma breve
Lineage: Eukaryota; Fungi; Ascomycota; Sordariomycetes; Hypocreales; Hypocreaceae
Product: fungal zn(2)-Cys(6) binuclear cluster domain-containing protein
Exons: 4
Coding region: 1-1983 (660 amino acids)
Biological process (GO): regulation of DNA-templated transcription; DNA-templated transcription
Molecular function (GO): zinc ion binding; DNA binding; DNA-binding transcription factor activity, RNA polymerase II-specific
Source: RefSeq, a predicted model, not a curated record